CGCGGAGCCACAGGCGCAGCAGGUGGUGGGACCCUUAGCCCAGUGGGCCCAGGCCCAGGACCCAGUUGGGCGGGGCCCAGGCGCAGAGGACAGUGGGAGGGCCACGGUGGGGACGCACAGGGCAGGUGUGAGUCCUGAAGUCAGCGUCCCUGUCCCCCUGGACAGCUGAGGGUGACCUCGGAGCUCCACGUGCAACCUGUGUGUCAAUUUCCCUGCCUGUCAAAGGGACUGGAUUGGGCUGCUGCUCCCUCCACCCCGGCAAGUGGGCCUGCUGUGCGGGUUUGUCCAGACGGAAAUGGACCAGAGGGGUGAAGAUGCCAGUCCGGCGCCACACCGCAGGACACCCCACAGGGCUAGCUCUCAGGGGUCCCCUUUCUCCGUGUCCUGACCCUCAGGAUGUCCAAUGAGACAGCUCAAGGCCCUGGAUUCAGCCUGGGGGAGCCAGAGCAGCAGGACGUGGUGAAGCGUGUGGUGGCCUUGCCCCUCAUCAGGGCCACGUGCACGGCCGUGUCCAGUGCUUACAACUCGGCCAAGGACAAGCACCCGCUGCUGGGUUCGGCCUGUCGCCUGGCCGAGCACUGUGUGUGCAGCGUGACCACCUGCGCCCUGGCCUGCGCUCAGCCGCUGCUGGAGCACCUGCAGCCCCAGUUGGCCACAGUGAACAACCUUGCCUGCAAGGGACUUGACAAACUAGGGGAGAGGCUACCGUUCCUGCAGCAGCCGUCGGACAUGGUGGUGAACUCAGCCAAGGAUGCAGUGACCAACAGUGUCACAGGCAUGGUGGAUCUGGCGCAGCGGGGCCGGCGCUGGAGUGGGGAGCUGAAGCGCUCCAUAAGCCAGGCCGUGGACAUGGUGCUGGGCAAGUCUGAGGAGCUGGUGGACCACUUCCUGCCCAUGACUGAGGAUGAGCUAGCCGCCCUGGCGGCAGAGGCCGAGGGCCCAGAAGUUGGCUCUGUGGAGGAGCAGAGGCGGCAACAGGGCUACUUUGUGCGUCUGGGAUCCCUGUCGGCGCGCCUCCGCCAUCUGGCCUAUGAACACUCUUUGGGGAAAUUAAGGCAGAGCAAACACCGCACCCAGGACACCCUGACCCAGCUGCAGGAGACCCUGGAGCUGAUCCACCGUAUGCAGACUGGGACAAGUCCCACCCCCACUCCCUAUCCCCCAAAGGUGCAGGAGCUGUGGGGAGACUGGAGUCCAUGGCCGGAAAAUGGGCGCAGACACAGCCAGGUGGAGCUGGAGACGCUGGCCCUGUCUCGUAGCCUGACUCUGGAGCUUCAGAGCGCAGUGGACGCGCUGGCGGGCUGCGUGCGGGGCCUGCCACCUGGUGCCCGGGCCAAGGUGGCGGAGGUUCAGCGAAGCGUUGAUGCCCUGCAGGCCGCCUUCGCCGACGCCCGAUGCUUGCGGGAUGUGGCGCCUGCCGCUCUGGCCGAGGGCCGGGGCCGCGUGGCCCGGGCGCACGCCUGCGUGGACGAGCUGCUGGACUCAGUCCUGCGGGCCAUGCCCCUGCCCUGGCUCGUGGGGCCCUUUGCGCCCAUCCUGGUGGAGCGGCCCGAGCCCCUGGCCGACCUGGCCGCCUGCGUGGACGAGGUGGUGGGUGACCCGGACCCGCGCUGGGCACACAUGGACUGGCCGGCCCAGCAGAGGGCCUGGGAGGUAGAGCACGCAGACCCGCCGGCCCCGGCCGAGCCUCAGAGCGACCCGCCCAAGCACAGGCUGAUGCCGGAGCUGGACUUCUAACCACCGAGGCCCCUGCUGCCCCCUGGUGGUCACAUGGCCGCGCUCACGGCAGGCCGCUCUCUCCCGUGAUCCUGACCCCACCUUCAAAAUUGGCACACAGCUGUCAUGCCAGCGCUUGAGAGGCUGAGGCAGGAGGAUUGAGAUUUGAGGGCAGCUUGAGCUGCCUUAGCAAGACUGUCAAAAAAAAUAAAUAAAAAGGUAGCUCUGGGCUCUGAGGAA
This is a messenger RNA of Mesocricetus auratus (golden hamster), 1956 nucleotides long. It is a transcript of the gene Plin5, whose product is annotated as perilipin 5. The transcript has 8 exons. The coding region runs from base 397 to 1737 and encodes 446 amino acids. The record is from RefSeq and is a predicted model, not a curated record. Gene Ontology annotation, cellular component: cytosol; lipid droplet. Gene Ontology annotation, biological process: positive regulation of triglyceride storage; lipid storage. NCBI's taxonomy places the organism in Eukaryota, Metazoa, Chordata, Mammalia, Rodentia, Cricetidae.